AUGGGUGGAGGGGGGGAAACGGUGCUGGUCUCCGCGGUCGUGCGCGAAUUAAGUGUCCUGGAGUAUUUUCGUGGGGGGAUUUUCUUGAUGAGCGUUGGGAGGGGUGCGAAGAAUAGGCUCCUGCCCCUCUUGCAGGGCCUGGCCCGGGAGAUGGGCGCAGCGCCCGCGCAUGCUCCGCACGGGAACCCUGGCGACCUCGACAGCCUAGAGCACGUUAUGCAGCACCUGACUACAGUGGUAUCCACGGGCACCUCCCCGCGCCUGGUAGUGCUGGAUGACGUAUUGGAGCGCGAGGUCGUGGAAGCCCUUCUGCCUCUGGGAUUGAAGUUGGUGGUGACCACGCGUGAUCGUUCGGUUGUCGGCGUUCCAGGGGGUUGCUUGGAGGUAGGAGACAUGACGGAGGAAGAGGCGCUGGAGCUGCUGAUGUUGGCGAGCGGGGCGGUGUCGUCAAGGAUUGCGGAUUUACCUCUCGCUAUGGCCGUCAUCGGUGCCAUGGACGAGUCGAGGGAAUCCCCUCACCGUCCUGACACCUGGACAAAGCUUCAUGAGAAGCUCAGCGCAAAGCCAGAGUUUGUGUACGAGGAGGGCCUCGACAACGGCCUUGGCAACGUGCUCGAGUUGAGCUUCAGCGCUCUUGACGCAGACGCGAAGGAGAGAUUCCGCAGGCUGGGAGUAUUGGCCGGCGGGGCGCUGGCCCCCAUGGAGAUGCUGUCCUACCUGUGGGACCAGGGACCAGGCAACAGCUUGCUGUUCGUGGGCCAACUAGUGGACAAGUCACUCGUCCAGGCGGUGGAGCACAAGUACCGCCUGCACGACUUGGUCCUAGCCUUCGUCAAGAGCAAGCUCUGCUGUCUGAAGAUGGAACGCGUUGUGUUGGUUACAUCCCGCCUGGCCCAGUACCUGAGCAGGCUGUCAGUACUCCAGGAAUACGCCGAGGCCGAUGAAAUGCAGGGUGGCCUAUUUGCCCUUAUGGGUCUGUGGGGAUCAGUGGAGGAGCUCUCGCGGGAUAAUACGCUGCAGACCACCAUGUACGGCAAAAUUCUGAGUGAGCUGGAGGCAUGCGAGGCGACUGCAGACACGGCGAUUUCCUACGGAGCUGUCGGAAAUUUGUUCUUCCUCCAGGUGAGAGCCACUAGAAAUUUCUUGCUGGUGAGUAGUGUCAGUUCCUCCCGGGCCGUUCCCUCACAAACCCCGCUGCUUGCUGUGCGGGGAAAGUAUGCUGACGCGGAGCCACUGUGUGAGCGGUCGCCAGCCAUACGAGAGAAGGUGCUGGGUCCGGAGCACCCGGAUGUGGCCCAGUCGCUCAACAACAGGGCGGGGUUGUUGCAGAGUCAGGGAAAGUACAGCGAGGCGGAACCGUUGUAUGUUAGGGCCAUCGCCAUCGGAGAGAAAGACCUUGGUCCCGAGCAUCCAGAUCUUGCCGUUUGGCUCAACAACCGGGCGGGGUUGUUCAGGAGUCAGACGCGACCUGUAUCAAAACACGACCCUGUCACGCUGCCGACUGCAUUCCAGGGGAAGUAUGAGGAGGCCGAGCCUCUGUACAAGCGCUCGCUGGCUAUCGAUGAGAAAGUGUACGGUCCUGAUCACCCGGAGGGCAAAUAUGCCGGAGCUGUGCCCCUCAAUGAACGGGCCACGGAGAUUUGGAUGAAAGCCUUCGGUCCUGAGCACCCGACAGUGGCAACAGCGCUCAACAACCGGGCGUGGUUGUUGGAGAGUCAGGUUGGGCACCGCGGUGCCCCGCAAUAGUGCAGGUGGAGAAACAUUCACACACUCACACACACGCGAUCAAGAGAAAAACAAGACACACACUCACUCACGAACAGCGGAUAGACGCAACACAAACGCGGCGCGCGUGCUGCUGCAGACCCGAAGAGCUGUACGCAGCGCAGAGGCGCACCAUGCCUUGUGCGGACGGUGAGCUGUGCCACCAACCAGACAAGACGCCGCAAGCCCCUCAUGGCCACGUCUGUCAUGGAGGAUGUGGCGGGC
Molecule: messenger RNA, 1989 nt
Organism: Ectocarpus sp. CCAP 1310/34
Lineage: Eukaryota; Phaeophyceae; Ectocarpales; Ectocarpaceae
Source: the annotation of a GenBank genome assembly